This is a messenger RNA of Oncorhynchus masou masou (cherry salmon), 756 nucleotides long. It is a transcript of the gene tmem74b, whose product is annotated as transmembrane protein 74B. Bases 1 to 756 code for a protein of 251 amino acids. Lineage: Eukaryota; Metazoa; Chordata; Actinopteri; Salmoniformes; Salmonidae. The transcript has a single exon. The record is from RefSeq and is a predicted model, not a curated record.
AUGGAGUCUUUGAAUGCCGUAGAGCUCUGUGAAUUGGGGGAUGGCGACAAGCCCGCUGCCCGCGAGGUCACUACAACUCCGUGGAAAGUUACCCAGUCAAGACCUCGGACAGUAGCUAGCACUGGAAUCGAGAACACGUCAUAUCAGGACGAGGAGCACGAGACGAGGUUCAGUCCCCAGGGAGCAGACAGCUCGAGUGUUCAUCGGUCCACGUCUAAUGACAGGGGCUAUCAGUCACAACCCCGGCCUUUCCAGCGAGAUGAGCUGUCACACCGCUCUGAGGCGGGACAUGAGACUGACUUUAAAAACCAUUCACUCGACUACGGGUUCCUAUUUGCCAUGGUGUUCUUGGUGAGUGGAAUUGUACUGGUGGUCAUUGCCUACACCAUUCCCCGAGAGGCUAAGGUCAAUCCAGACCUGGUGUCAGCCCGUCAGAUGGAGAAACUGGAGAUGUACUACACACAACUGGGCUCGCACCUCGACAAGUGUAUCAUAGCAGGCCUGGGACUGUUAACUCUAGGGGGAAUGCUCUUGUCCAUCUUGCUAAUGGUGUCCAUAUGCAAAGGUGAGCUGUACCACCGGAGGACGUUUUUCCAACCCAGGAAAACAUACGGGUCGAUUCACCUCCGGAUGAGACAGUUGGGCGAGGGGGAAGAAUCUCUGUUUGAAUGUGAAUUUAGCCACACUGGCACCACAGCUCUAGCCACUAGGCCUACAGAUGGAACACAGGUGCACAGUGGCAUCCAACAGGAGUAG